This is a messenger RNA of Sorex fumeus (smoky shrew), 345 nucleotides long. RefSeq names its product DAN domain BMP antagonist family member 5 (gene DAND5). Gene Ontology annotation, molecular function: morphogen activity. Bases 1 to 312 code for a protein of 103 amino acids. NCBI's taxonomy places the organism in Eukaryota, Metazoa, Chordata, Mammalia, Eulipotyphla, Soricidae. Gene Ontology annotation, biological process: signal transduction involved in regulation of gene expression; determination of heart left/right asymmetry. The transcript has 2 exons. The record is from RefSeq and is a predicted model, not a curated record.
AUGCCUCUACCUCUGAGCCCGCGGGAGGUGCUCCGGGAGCACUGCCGAGCCGUCCCUUUCACGCAGGUGCUGUCCCGGCCCGGCUGCGCGCCCGUCCGCGUCCGCAACCGUCUCUGCUUCGGCCGCUGCGCGUCGCUCUACGUGCCCGGCCCGGGCCCCGCGCCCCGCGCGCUCUGCAGCCGCUGCCGCCCCGCGCGCCAACGCCGCGCCCCGCUCGUGCUGCGCUGCGGGACGGGCUCCCCGGGCUCCCGCCGGCGAGUGAAAACGCACGUCGUGCUGGUGCAGGGGUGUCGCUGCGCCCCCAGCGCCUGAGCCGAGACGAGACACGCCCCGUGCACGCCCCGA